AUGUUAGACGGGAAAUUCCUGAAUCGGAGGCGACAUCGAUGCGAAACAGGGGGAGAACUUGACGGACAGAGAUCAUCGAAGAAGUUUGAGAACAAAUCAGAGAUAGGGGAUCUUAUUGGAUCGUUUCAACAACAUUUUAAAGAAAAAACGUUCCCAUUUAGCAAAGAAGAAGGUGCUCUUUCAUCAAGACAAUGCAUAGGUUCACAUAUGUGCGCAGUACCGAUGACCAAAUUCAAUGAAUUCCGCUACGAAUUGCUUCCCCAUCCAGCAUAUUCGCCAGAUUUAAUUCCCUGCGACUAUUUUCUGUUUUCAAACCUGAAGAAAUGGUUCGGAGGAAAGAAAUUCACCACCAGAGCGCAGCUCGCCGAAACAGAGGCUUAUUUUGAAGAGUUGGACAAAUCAUAUUAUUCGGACGGCUUGAAAAAGUUGAAGAAUCGUUGGAUCAAGUGUAUCAAGUUGAAAGGAGACUAUGUUGAGAAAUAA
Atta colombica is the source of this 483-nucleotide messenger RNA. RefSeq names its product histone-lysine N-methyltransferase SETMAR-like. The transcript has 2 exons. The record is from RefSeq and is a predicted model, not a curated record. Bases 1 to 483 code for a protein of 160 amino acids. Gene Ontology annotation, molecular function: nucleic acid binding. Lineage: Eukaryota; Metazoa; Arthropoda; Insecta; Hymenoptera; Formicidae.